ACUCGAAUGGCGGGGAAAGCGUUUGGCCGGAGAAAAACCUCCACUUUUAUCUAAGCCCAUCUCCAAUGGCGGAUGCCCAUUUGGCACCUUCGCUCGCACGGAACCCUUUCUCACGCUCUCCACUCCGCCACCCCAUCCCCCCUUCCUCCUCCUCCUCCUCUUCCUCCCUUGCUGCCGCUUUGCCGAGUGCCUCUUUCCGUUCCCUUGUUUCCAUGGCCGCCCCGCAUGGUGCCAGUUCCUCUCCGUUCACUAAUUGUCAAAACCCUAGCUCCUUCCCCCCGCCAUCUUUGCUUGUGUUCUCAGGUGGAACUGCAUUUAAUGGAGUUGUGGAGGAGUUAAAGAAAGUGACAACGCGUGUGGCACAUGUUCUUCCGGUUUCAGAUGAUGGAGGGAGUACAGCUGAGAUUGUUCGAGUGCUUGGAGGACCAGCUGUUGGUGACAUUAGAUCAAGGUGCUUGAGAUUGUCAGAUGAAAGCACCUUUGAAGCUUUAGCUGUCCGGAGGUUGCUUGGACACCGGUUACCUCUUGAUCCAUCGGCAGCUAAAUCAGAGUGGUAUGAAAUUGUUGAAGGAGAGCACUCUUUAUGGAAAGGCGUAUCACGACCUUACAGAGAGACAAUUCAUGCAUUUCUGGCUUACUUCCAAAAUCAGAUCCUCCGACGUCCAAGUGACUCAUUUUGUUUCAGCAAUGGCAGCAUUGGUAAUUUCUUUUUUGCCGGGGCACGCUUGUUCUUUCAGUCUUUAGAUGCUGCCAUAUUCUUGUUUUCUCGUGUUUCUGAAAUUCCCAAAGAAAGCCUUGUUCUGCCUGUAAUUUCCACCAAUGACCGGCUUACAUUGGGAUGUGAAUUAUGGGAUGGAACUAUUAUCCGUGGUCAAAAUGAAAUAUCGCAUCCCACUAAUGGAUGUAUGGAGCCCAUAAAUAAGGAUUGCAAUUCAGCUGCAAAAUUGCCAUCAGGAAUAAAGCGGGUAUUUUACAUAUCAAGUGAGGGAAGCAACUUGUUGCAUGAGGUCUUCCCUGCCGCUAAUCCUACUGUUUUGGAGCAGUUGAAUAAAGUGGACUGCAUUGUAUAUGCCAUGGGAUCUCUUUUUACUUCUAUCUGCCCUUCAUUG
Messenger RNA from Dioscorea cayenensis subsp. rotundata (Guinea yam), 1109 nucleotides. RefSeq lists its product as uncharacterized. Gene Ontology annotation, molecular function: LPPG:FO 2-phospho-L-lactate transferase activity. NCBI's taxonomy places the organism in Eukaryota, Viridiplantae, Streptophyta, Magnoliopsida, Dioscoreales, Dioscoreaceae. The record is from RefSeq and is a predicted model, not a curated record.